AUGCCAGAAGUGGUGCUGCUACUAACAGUGGCGCUUGUGAGGCUCAUGGUGCUUGUCUCAUUCGUGGAGCUCUCCGACGUAGUGCUGGACAACGGAGUGGUAGUCGAAGAAGUCCACGUCCUGCUGCUAGUGAGCGAGGCGGUGCUGGUGCCAGAUUCCGUCGUGGAACUCCCCGUGGUGCUGGUUGUGGCCGAGCUGGUCUUGGUCAAGCUGGUCUCAGUCAUGGUGCUCACCGUUGUAGCGCUGGUGACAGUCGUGCUUGUCAUUGUGGUGGUGCUUGUUUCUGACGUUGAGGUCAGCGUGGUGGUGCUAGUCGAAGAAGAAGUCUCCGUUUCGGAACUCAUGGCGGUGCUACUCGUAAGAGAGACGGUUUUCGUUACCGAGCUGCUCUCGGACGUCACGCUUAACGUGGUACUAUCGCUACUUGUGGCACUGCUGGACGUAGGAGUGGUGGUUGUCGUGGUCUCGCCACGACAGAUGUGCUGCCAGGCACUGUUCACUGUGCUGGGGGACCCAUCGGAAGCAAACAUCACCAAGUCUGUCCCUGCGUUGUAG
This is a messenger RNA of Prorocentrum cordatum, 555 nucleotides long. The record is from the annotation of a GenBank genome assembly. Lineage: Eukaryota; Dinophyceae; Prorocentrales; Prorocentraceae.